Molecule: messenger RNA, 1804 nt
Organism: Egretta garzetta (little egret)
Lineage: Eukaryota; Metazoa; Chordata; Aves; Pelecaniformes; Ardeidae
Gene: RCAN3
Product: RCAN family member 3
Exons: 6
Coding region: 102-953 (283 amino acids)
Biological process (GO): calcium-mediated signaling
Cellular component (GO): nucleus; cytoplasm
Molecular function (GO): nucleic acid binding; calcium-dependent protein serine/threonine phosphatase regulator activity
Source: RefSeq, a predicted model, not a curated record
AAGAAGUAAAUCACAGUUCUCCAUUGAAGGCUGCUGCCUGGAAGCAUGAAAUGACCCCUACUAGAAACUGGAACCUAAAGAAGAGUUGCUGUGGGUGAACGAUGCUCAGAGAUACUAUGAAGUCUUGGAGUGACAGCCAGUCAGACCUCUACAGCAGUGACCAAGAAGAGGAAGAACAGAUGAUUUUUGGAGAAAAUGAAGAUGAUUUGGAAGAGAUGAUGGAUUUAAGUGACUUGCCUACCUCGCUCUUUGCUUGCAGUGUCCACGAAGCUGUGUUUGAGGUACAGGAAGAAAAGGAAAGAUUUGAAGCACUUUUCACAGUCUACGAUAAUCAAGUUACAUUCCAGUUGUUUAAAAGCUUUAGAAGAGUAAGGAUAAACUUCAGCAAUCCAGAGGCAGCAGCAAGAGCACGGAUAGAACUGCAUGAAACAGACUUCAACGGAAAAAAGCUGAAGCUGUACUUUGCACAGGUACAGGUAUCCAGUGAAAUAGGCGACAAGUCCUACCUCCUUCCUCCACAACCUGUUAAACAGUUCCUGAUAUCACCGCCUGCAUCUCCACCAGUUGGAUGGAAACAGAGUGAAGAUGCAACUCCCCUGAUAAACUAUGACUUGCUUUGUGCUGUGUCAAAAUUGGGACCAGGGGAGAAGUACGAGCUUCAUGCAGGAACAGAAUCAACUCCUAGCGUAGUUGUCCAUGUCUGUGAAAGUGAGACAGAAGAGGAAGAUGAAAUAAAAAAUCCCAAGCAGAAGAUCAUGCAGACGAGGCGUCCGGAACCACCUCCAACAAUACUGAACGAAUCGAAAGCGUUUGAUUGUACACUGGAGAGAAGAACAGAGGAGGGAGAACCACAGACCACUGAGAAGCCAGACUCUGAGUCCGUCGCCGACACUGCUGCUGCUACUGUCCGUGACGGUACACCGAUAGGUACAAUGGUUUGCACUGACACCUAAUUAGGAGUGAAUUACAGUAUGUGGAGGGAAAUAGGGAUUCAGCUAUCGAAUGUGUUGCCUCUUAUCCUCACUGCAAGUAUGGUAAUGUUUGUUCCUCUACAGUCCUAGAGAUGGCCUACAUUUCUAAAUAAAUCCAGUGACUGUUAUGUUGUGACUAAAUCAUGUUAGGAGAUAAAACAUCUAGGGUUAAUUUUGAACUUGUGCUCCUAAACUUCUCCAGUCUGUUUUCGUGGUUUUUUUUAAGACAAUCAGUCGCCUGGCUUAGCCAGUUUUUAUGCAGUUUCAGCCCUUGUUUGCUGUUUUUCAUUAAGACUUUUUCUGUGUGGCAUCCUGUCUGUCUGAUAGAGCAUCUGCUACUUUUGAGACCAGGAUGCAUCUUUUAAAAUACAGAUCUUUAAUUUUGUGAUCUUACGUUAAGUGUUUUAGUAGGAGGAAGAUAUGCCUCGGUAUAAUGACACAUGCUUCUAUGCUUUUAUGCUGUUUUAUAACCAACCUUUUUUAGUCUAGACAGAUUCUUCUUUUUUCUAUUUAAAAAAAUAAAACUAUUUGUGAACAAACCAGGCUGCUGAUGUUCAUAUAUAUAUAUAAAAAUCAUUCAGAAAUUGGCCUUUUUCAAAUUCAUUUUAGUGUGUUUCAAUUCUACAUGAAGUGCUUAUUGAAUUUUCAAAAGUGUUUUCACUUGAUUGACAGCGGAGAGAAGUAGUAAUGGUCAUGAAUGUGCAUGGGCGUGGUAGUGUUCAACUCCAUAUUGUGCCAGCUCGUGAUCCCUUCCUGCCACCGGCUUCAACUUGCAAAAUGGGAUCCUGCAGGCAGGUCCUUGUUCCAGAGGCAGGAAUAGUAAAUAUUAAAAA